AGCAGCUCUGCAGCGCUCGGCUCCGCUCCACUCUGCUCAGCUCCGCUCCGCUCCAGGAAGGCCACCUCCUCCCUGCCCUCCUCCACCCUCCUCCUGCUGUCACCACUCACCGCUCAUAGCCUUGAGAGGGUGGGGACCCCAGGACUGGACACACCCCACUGUGGCUCCAGAGCCUAGCUGGUCGGACGGACGCACGGUUGGACGCAGGACCCCGGAGCCCCGAGGUGGGCAGUGUGCCAGGGUCCCUCACAGACUCCUCAAGCGCCAUCCAGGCUAUGGGCAUCAAGACAGCGUUGCCCGCGGCGGAGCUGGGCUUAUACUCCCUGGUGUUGAGUGGGGCUCUGGCCUAUGCUGGUCGGGGUCUCCUUGAAGCUUCACAAGAUGGGGCCCACAGGAAGGCUUUCCGGGAGUCUGUGAGACCUGGCUGGGAGUACAUUGGCCGGAAGAUGGACGUGGCUGACUUCGAGUGGGUGAUGUGGUUCACCUCCUUCCGAAACAUCAUCGUCUUCGCCCUUUCUGGACAUGUGCUGUUUGCUAAACUCUGCACGAUGGUUGCCCCCCAGCUCCGCUCCUGGAUGUAUGCCGUGUAUGGGGCCCUGGCUGUGCUGGGCACGAUGGGCCCUUGGUACCUGGGGCUGCUGCUUGGCCACUGUGUCAGCCUCUAUGUGGCCUCACUCUUGGGCCAGCCCUGGCUCUGUCUUGGCCUCGGCCUGGCCAGCCUUGCCUCCUUCAAGCUGGAUCCCCUCAUCUCCUGGCAGAGCGGGUUUGUAACAGGCACUUUUGAUCUUCAAGAGGUGCUGUUUCACGGGGGCAGCGGUUUCACCGUGCUGCGUUGUACCAGCUUUGCGCUGGAGAGCUGUGCCCACCCUGACCGCCGCUACUCCCUAGGUGACCUGCUCAAGUACAACUUCUACCUGCCCUUCUUCUUCUUCGGGCCCAUCAUGACCUUUGAUCGCUUCCACGCUCAGAUGAGCCAGGUGGAGCCGGUGAGGCGCGAGGGUGAGCUGUGGCGCAUCCGGGCCCAGGCCGGCCUCAGCGUCAUGGCCAUCAUGGCCGUGGACAUCUUCUUCCACUUCUUCUACAUCCUCACCAUCCCCAGUGACCUCAAGUUUGCCAACCGCCUCCGGGACAGCGCCCUCGCUGUCCUAGCCUACUCAAACCUGGUGUACGACUGGGUGAAGGCGGCCGUCCUCUUCGGCGUGGUCAACACAGUGGCGCGCCUUGACCACUUGGACCCUCCCCAGCCUCCUAAGUGCAUCACCGCGCUCUAUGUCUUCGCCGAAACGCACUUUGACCGUGGCAUCAACGACUGGCUUUGCAAGUAUGUGUAUGACCACAUUGGUAGGGAGCACUCCAAGGUGAUUCCAGAGCUGGGGGCCACCGUGGCCACCUUUGCCAUCACUACUCUGUGGCUUGGACCUUGUGAUAUUGUUUACCUGUGGUCAUUCCUUAACUGCUUUGGCCUCAACUUUGAACUCUGGGUGCAGAAGCUGGCAGAGUGGGGGCCCCUAGCACAAAUUGAGGCCUCUGUGUCGGAGCAGAUGUCUCGCAGGGUCCGGGCCCUCUUUGGGGCCAUGAACUUCUGGGCCAUCAUCAUGUACAACCUUGUAAGCCUGAACAGUCUUGAGUUCACAGAGCUGGUUGCCAGGCGCCUGCUACUCACAGGGUUCCCCCAGACCACUCUGGCCGUCCUAUUUGUCACCUACUGUGGUGUCCAGCUGGUGAAGGAGCGAGAGCGAACCCUGGCCCUAGAGGAGGAGCAGAAGCAGGACAAAGAGAAGCCGGAGUAGGUGGGAGGAGGCAGAGGGGAGAGGGAUAGGCUCUGCUCAGCUAUUCCUGGGCUCAGGCCCAGGCCCAGGCCAGGCGGGAUGGGGCCUGACUGCUAGAAUAAAAGACUUUUCUACCACA
This is a messenger RNA of Odobenus rosmarus divergens (Pacific walrus), 1908 nucleotides long. RefSeq names its product hedgehog acyltransferase-like (gene HHATL). Bases 276 to 1790 code for a protein of 504 amino acids. Gene Ontology annotation, molecular function: acyltransferase activity. The record is from RefSeq and is a predicted model, not a curated record. The transcript has 12 exons. Gene Ontology annotation, cellular component: endoplasmic reticulum. Gene Ontology annotation, biological process: negative regulation of N-terminal protein palmitoylation. NCBI's taxonomy places the organism in Eukaryota, Metazoa, Chordata, Mammalia, Carnivora, Odobenidae.